Molecule: messenger RNA, 1710 nt
Organism: Juglans microcarpa x Juglans regia
Lineage: Eukaryota; Viridiplantae; Streptophyta; Magnoliopsida; Fagales; Juglandaceae
Product: pectinesterase-like
Exons: 3
Coding region: 1-1710 (569 amino acids)
Biological process (GO): cell wall modification
Molecular function (GO): pectinesterase inhibitor activity; pectinesterase activity
Source: RefSeq, a predicted model, not a curated record
AUGUGUUUGAACAAAGAAAUGGUUGUGUUGGGGGUCUCACUCGUAGUGAUUGCAGCCGUUGUCAUUGGCGUUGUUGCUGGAAUAGAUAACACCACAGUAGGCGUGGGGACUUGGAACAAUAAUACAACUCUCGAUGCCAUUUGUGCCCAAACUGAUUACAAGGAAUCUUGUAUUUCCAGCCUAAAACCAGUUGGCAAAGAAUCCGAAGUGAUAGUUUAUUUCAAAGCUGCAGUCAAUGCUACUGUUUCAGAAAUGGCACUUGCGAUGGAGAAGCUGAAAGUUGAAGGUGGCACGCUUUCAGAUGAGGGUGAACUCAUGGCGCUUCAAGAUUGCAUGGAGUUGCUGGACUUGUGCACGAAGGAACUUGAAUCCGUGAAUAUGUUGGUAAAUUCUACACCGAAGUUGUUUUAUAACGACUCGGUUGAUGCUAGGAGCAGCUUAAGCGCUGUCAUUACAUACCAAAGAACGUGUCGUGAAGGAUUUAAAGAGUUUGAAUCCACAUACAAUAUGGACGGAGUUCUGCAGAGGUCGAGUGAGCUUUCAAGCAAUGCCUUGGCUAUAAUUUACGAGCAUUCUGAAAACGAUGACAAAGAAGCCGAGUCUUUAGUCCCACCUCGAAGAAGCACAAAUGAAUUACAGGGUGGGCUAUAUGAUGGAUAUCCAGCACAGAUGAUCUUGGCAGGUGACCGCAAACUCAUGUUGCAGUACCACUCGUUCUGGAAGCUGGAUGGUCAGGCACCCAAUGCAGUUGUGGCUCAAGACGGAAGUGGGCAAUAUACCACCAUUUUUGCUGCUAUCCAAUCAUACCCAAAUGGCCACAAGGGAAGAUAUCUCAUCUAUGUAAAACAUGGGGUCUACUAUGAGAACGUAAUCAUUGCCAAGAAUAUGACCAAUAUAUUCAUGUACGGUGACGGGUUGAAUAAAACGAUCAUCGCCGGAUAUUUCAUGGAUGGAACUGCAUAUCGGAGAGCUACUUUGUCGGUAAUUGGCGAUGGAUUUUUCUGCAAGGAUAUUGGGAUCACAGUCCCCACUCAAUAUGGAGGAUAUACAGCAGCGGCUGUCAAAGUCCUGUCCGAUAAAGCAGCCUUCUUCAACUGCAGAAUAAUUGGCACAACAUCAAGCAUCUUUGCAUUAGCCCAUCGCCAGUUUUUCAGAAACUGUGAAAUCUAUGGUGCCACAAACAUCGUCAGCGGCGACGCUGCACUAGUAAUCCAGCACUCCGACAUCAUUGUGACAGAGUCAAAUCUAAAUGGGAAAGCAAGCAUAAUAGCUUCGCAAGCCAGGAGUGAUAGGCGUGAAAGCACUGGUUUUGUCAUACAUGGCUGCAAUAUCUACCGAGACAAAUCUAAUAAUAAUCAUGAUGACACCGAUCAAACACCAAAAGUGCAAAGUGCCACUACUUACUUGGGCAUGGCGGCGAAGAAAUAUUCAAGAACAAUCGUAAUGGAAUCAAGCUUGGGGGAUUUAAUACGCCCAGAAGGAUGGUAUGGCAGCCCGGAUGAUCGUAACCAUGCAACUGAACACGUGACCUUUGUUGAGUAUGGAAACAGGGGACCUGGAGCUCAGACCAAAAUGAGAGUAAAUUGGCCGGGUUAUGCUUUCAUCUCCAAAAGAGAUUAUGUACUGCGCUACACGGCUGGGAGAUUCAUUCAAGCACAGAACUGGCUGCAAGGCACUGUUGUCCCCUUCCAGGAGGGGUUUUUUUCCUGA